AUGACAAAAUUACUUCAUUUUGGUGGUGUGUGGAUGAUUGGGUGCCUUGGAAUUACUCUUGCCUUUUUUGGACCAAUGCAUGAGAAGUGUGCCAAAUAUUGCUCUAAACCACCUCCUAAGGUCACCGGGGCCAAGACUGUCUGCAUCACUGGCUGGGACAACUGUACAUACUGCAAGUUUUACGUGAAUAACUGUCCGGAUAUCCAAGACUGUAACAACAACGCUGCACCUGUUCCGUCCAAAGGAAAUCACUGCAUGAUCUGUCCCGAUGUUGACUGUGUUUAUAACGGACAUGUAUACUACGCGGAGGAAAUGUUCGACUCUGUUGACGGAAUAAACAAGUGCAUGUGUUUGAGGGGCGGACAUAUCAAAUGUGAAGAACAUUAUCUUGGCUCAAGUUUUACAUUUUGCUCAUGA
Messenger RNA from Ylistrum balloti, 417 nucleotides. RefSeq lists its product as uncharacterized. The transcript is spliced from 3 exons. The record is from RefSeq and is a predicted model, not a curated record. The coding region runs from base 1 to 417 and encodes 138 amino acids. Lineage: Eukaryota; Metazoa; Mollusca; Bivalvia; Pectinida; Pectinidae.